This is a messenger RNA of Physcomitrium patens, 2319 nucleotides long. RefSeq names its product glycerol-3-phosphate dehydrogenase [NAD(+)] 2, chloroplastic. Lineage: Eukaryota; Viridiplantae; Streptophyta; Bryopsida; Funariales; Funariaceae. Gene Ontology annotation, molecular function: NAD binding; glycerol-3-phosphate dehydrogenase [NAD(P)+] activity. Gene Ontology annotation, cellular component: cytosol. The record is from RefSeq and is a predicted model, not a curated record. Gene Ontology annotation, biological process: carbohydrate metabolic process; glycerol-3-phosphate catabolic process.
UUGCCGGAGUGCUUCCUGUACACACCCAAUGCCGAAGUCUGAACCUUCUGCGUGGAAUUCCAGCGCCACACACUCCUUGACCAUUGUCAACUGCAAGCGUGAUCAGUGGAAGAACUGUAUAAUAGGAAAGGAGCAGCUGGAGUGAGAGAGGGUCAUCACCGAGAGGUGCUAGUUCAACUAACAAUCAAUACAUCUCUGUAGCCUGGCCUUCCUGGGAACUAGAGCGCGUGCAUGGCGAGCUCCACUGCCAUUUGGGUUGUGAUUGGGGAGGAAUUCGUCACGAGUCUGCACUGAUUGCUUAAAUUCAAUGUCUUGACUCCCUCGGUGAGGUUCUCGAUGACUGAGGUCGCGUUCAAUGGAGAGGCUUACUGAAUAGUUGAGUAUAUGUGACGGGGAGAGAGAUGGAGAGGAGAGGUUAGGCUCCUGGCACCAAUGGUGAGGGAAUUUGAAUCUCCAAGAAUUCCACCUCCUUUGCAAUGGCUGCGACUAAUUUCUACCUCCCAUAUCCUUCCAAAAUCCAUCUCUCGCCAGAGUCUCAUAUCCGCAGUUCAGUCCCAUGUGCAUCCUCGUUGGUGGGGCGGGCGUGGCUCGGCGAUGACUUAAAGAAGUCGGUGACUGUGACUGGAGUUUCAAAGAGACCAUUACUACUGGCGGAGAGUGCAGGGCUAGAAUUUCUCGCUUCCGCACGAAAUUGCGCAAGUUCAUCUUCUUGGGUUGGAGGUUUCAGUACCCAGAAGGGGCAUUGGAGUGGAACGGUAUGUUCAUUAAAAGAGCAGGAGCUGCAUUCGCAAUCCUUCGUAUUGGACUCUAGCGAAGGUGCUCCGGAAGCUCAGAUCACGCAAUGGAGUAUUGAGGAUGAAGCUGUGGAGGAAGAACCUUUGAGCAUUGUUAGAGACCACCAGGGAGAUGGUGCUUUGAUUUCCUUUGACGUGGGUGAUGCCACAAAUAGUGCGGAUCGUGUGAACCUAGAAACUGACAUUUUCUCAGGUACAGACGAGGCUGCCGUUCCCAGCUCUUCGGGUUUAUUCAUUCGAAACGUAGAGGAGCGGAAGGCUGUUCGCACAGCAUGGGAGAAGCUCGUCCGCUGGUCUCGUUCAUGGCAGCUCCUGAACGAGCGCCGGAAGAACGCCCUCAAGAAGACUAAAAAGAUUGUCGUCCUGGGAGGAGGGUCUUUUGGCACAGCCAUGGCAGUUCUGCUGGCCCGAAACAAAGCUGACAUGAACGUCACUCUCCUUCUCCGAGAUCACGCCAUCUGCCAAGCCAUCAACGAUCACCACAUGAACCUCAAGUACUUCCCGCGGCACCAGCUUCCGAAGAACGUAACCGCAACCACAGACCCCAGAGAAGCUCUUCAGGAUGCUCAGUAUUGCGUUCACGCUGUCCCCGUGCAAUCCAGCUCGGAGUUUCUCCGUAGCAUUGCUGAACACGUUCCUGCAACUCUCCCCAUCCUUUCUGUGAGUAAGGGUUUGGAGCUUUCAACGUUAGAGAUGAUGUCCCAGGUCAUCCCCCGCGCUCUCGGCAAUCCCAGACAACCCGUUGCGGUAAUAUCCGGCCCCUCCUUCGCCAUUGAGCUCAUGGACGAGCUUCCCACGGCCAUGGUGGCUGCUUCUCGAGACAAAGAACUCGCUCGAGCCUGUCAACAAUUGCUUGCUUCCCGCUAUCUUAGGGUGAAUAUUUCCACCGACGUCAUAGGAGUGGAGAUGGCAGGCGCAUUGAAGAAUGUUCUUGCAAUUGCAGCUGGUAUUGUUGAAGGCAUGAAUCUCGGCAACAACUGCAUGGCAGCUUUGGUGGCUCAAGGAUGUUCCGAGAUCAGAUGGCUAGCUGAAAAAAUGGGGGCAAAGUCUCACACCCUCUCCGGCCUGUCUGGCUCCGGCGACAUCAUGCUCACGUGCUUCGUAAACCUCUCUCGGAACCGGUCAGUUGGGGUGCGUCUGGGAUCUGGAGAGAAGCUGGAAGAUAUUCUAUCCUCUAUGAGCCAGGUUGCGGAGGGCGUUGCAACUGCAGGAGCUGUCAUCUCUCUGGCUAAGAAGUACCGCGUGCAGAUGCCAGUUCUCACCGCUGUGGCAAGAAUCCUCGACAACGAGUUGACACCGAAGACCGCCGUUCUUGCGUUGAUGAGCCUUCCCCAAGUUGAGGAGGUUUGAUUCUUCCGUCCGCUUUUUGUGUAUUACCCAACAAGUGAUAGAUUGUUUCAGGACCAUGGCUGCGUCCAAUUAGUCUGAUAGUCUGCUAGAUUGAUAGCAUUGGAUUUAAAACAAUUUGAGGCUCCCCAGUUCUUACCAAUUCACCCAAUUUUCUACGAAAGUUUUGUUGCAGUGA